Zychaea mexicana is the source of this 490-nucleotide messenger RNA. RefSeq lists its product as uncharacterized. Bases 23 to 475 code for a protein of 150 amino acids. NCBI's taxonomy places the organism in Eukaryota, Fungi, Mucoromycota, Mucoromycetes, Mucorales, Lichtheimiaceae. The record is from RefSeq and is a predicted model, not a curated record. The transcript is spliced from 2 exons.
CUUUUAUAUACAUUAUCGCCAAAUGGUUCGACUCGGUUCUUUCGUUGGUGCCUUGACCCUAUCGUUUGUCGUUGCACAAGCAGCACCGAUCCAAAACGAGGUGGCAGGUUUGAUCCAUGCUCAAAGCUUCUCGGAAUUGAAACACGAGGCCUUUGUGCCAAUGCAAAAGCUCGGACAAAACGGUAUGCCGGUCAAGAACAAGAACCCUGCACCAGUCGUAGCAGCAACAGCAGAAGAUGCAGCAGCAGAAGACCAUCGUGUUAUUUCGGCUGCAGCUAUUGAUAUGCCUUUCCGACCCAUCAUGGUGAAUCGAAAAAAUUUGGUCGGCAUGGAUGAUAUGGGCAAAGUUCAGACAUUGGCAGUCCCUAUGACGGUAAUUGGCGGUGGUAAUGAUGCUGCGGAUGCGGCUACCGCAUCCGUCGCUGCUCCAUCAGCAGCAUCGUCGGUGAUUGCAUCCAUGCCAAAAUAUCAUUGAAUAAUUAACAAUAGC